GCUGUUUCCAAAUUGACCACGUAGGCUGGCGCACUGUCCAGGUGGCAGCUUCAACCGUCUCGCCCGCCUUUGCCAAGGUGUUGCUCUGCUUGAGCGGAGGUCCGAGGGCCACCAUGGAUGCCGCAUGCCCAUGUCGAGCUGGAUGUGCAAGCCGAUUAAAAGGUCCUCGCGCUGCGGGGUUCCCAUGCACAGUGUCUGAACUAUGAGCGCAAACCUGCUUUGCAUGUGAAACUUUUGCGUAAAUUUUGAGCAGUCUUCAGCAAAGACAAGCUGGAAAGAAACUUCGAGCAAUCGGAGAGCUCUGCGAACUUCGUCCUGUUGGUGCUGCAAGCUACCGUUUACUCGUUCAAUGAAGAGGUAGAGACGGAUCCUGUAGCUGCUUGAGGAGUUGGCUGUGUUUUACCUUCAAGAGAAGAAGAGUGCCGGAUCAGAGAUCUGAGCAAGGUCCUCGCUGAAGCAUGCAAUUGCCAGAUUGCAAAGAUCAAUAACAACGACUUCAAAGUGCUUAGAAAGUCGAUCCUGAGCUGCCAUGGAGGCGUGUGCCUCAGCCCGCACAGGAGCGUUCGCUCCCACUCAUUGGACUUCCAGCUGGAGAACUAGUGGUGGUACAGUCCGCCGCAAUCAAACCCGUGGUGGACGGCCAGUAUCUGGACUGCCCACUUUCUGGUCUGGUACACCCUUGUACACGCGAACCAGCUUCUUGGGUCGGUGCCAGAACCAGCAAGAUGAGCGGCAAAGCUGCCGGCAGCCAACGCGGGGUGUGCGCUGCCAGGCGGUGGAGCAUGCCCAGAUGAGCAAGGUGUUUGCCAGACAAGCAAAGCCGGCCAGCGGGGCCGUGCAGACAGCGGGGCAGGGCACAAUUGAGAUCAAGGGGCGUAGAGGCGCGCAGGAGCGGGUAAAAAGCGAGGCCGACGCUGUCAACGAAGAGAGGUUAGAUGCCCUUUCAGCCACUCUGCGAGGGGCUCUGGCUGCAGCUGUCCUGAACGGGGGAGAUAACCUCCAUAUGGUGGCAGCCUCCAUCGUGGCCCUCACCCUGGCCUCUGUUCCCCCUCAGCAGCUGGGCACUUUCAUCAUGCAACUAGGAGACUCCACCGUCCUGCCUUCCCAACAACAAAUUGAAAAGCUGCUCAGACGCAUCGACCACGCUCUGCGCAGCUCCGCCUCCGGCCGCUCCAACCUGUUACAGCUCAAGGAGGCCGUGCGCCUGCUCCAGCAGAGCAGCGCCGCGCCAUCCUCGCAAGUCUCGCACCUCCUCAAGGCGGCCGGAGACACCGCCUCCGCCCUCGGCACUUCUGCUGCAUCCAGCCUUAGCCGGAGCCUUAGCGGCGCCUCUGCGAUUGGCUCCUCGGCUGCAGAAGGCGUGGCACGUGGCUUCGCUGACGUGGCGCGCAAGGUGGCCGAGGUGGUCAUUCAGUCGGACGACGGGCUCAAGGUGUCCUUCGCCAUGGACAUCGACAUGACGUCACCUAAGGCGCCCACUGCAGAAAAAGUUGGUGCGUUUGGGCCGCAGGCGGGUGAAGACGUCUUCGCGAUGCUGCAGUCGGCAGUAACGGCGCAGCGCACAGCUAAGGCCGCCAAGAAGGGCUUCAAGGUGCUGUCGGAAGACGACGGCCGGGUGGGCCGGAAGGAGCCCGUGGUGUACGUGCCGCUCGAGCUGGCGGCCAACGUGACUGACAGCAAGCCCGUCCAGGUGCAGGUGUACGGUCAGACGUUGGUACUGUGGCGCCCCCGCCCCGGCGAGGUGGCUGCCAUGUCGGACGUGUGCCCGCACCGCGGCGCGUCGCUGGCCAUGGGCUCGCUUGUGGGCACCACCGGCAAGGACGGCCGCGGCAAGUGCGUCAAGUGCCCCUACCACGGCCUCGAGUUCGACGCCGCGGGGACGUGCCAGAAGAAGAACAUCCACCUCGACCCCAUCAAGAUUGUGGAGGCCAACGGCGUUAUCUGGAUGGAGGAGAAGGCCCCGGCGACGGGCGUGAUCGACGUGGAGGCCAUGGAGAUGCCCCCCCUGCUGCGCUCCGUCAUGGAGUCGCUGGCCCCCGAGCCACGUGACCCCCCCGCGAGCGCUAUCCCCGCCGUCCCCCGCACCCUGCUCCGCCCCAAGCGCAGCAACGCGCCCGCGGCCGCGCUCGACGCCCCGCCCGCCACCCCGCUCCCUCAGGCCGAAGUACCCGAUGACGUUAUGCGCGCGCGCGCGGAGGCGCUCUCGGACGCUCGGCCGAGGAGCGACGUGGAGGUGCUGGAUGGGCCGGCUCUGGCCGCCGGAAAGAGUGACGGUGCCGAGGAGGGCCACGUGGAGGUCGCGCUGGUGACGGAGGAUGACACACCCGAGGAGCCCAACGCGGGGCUGCCCUUCAACGAACACUUCCUGGACCCCCACUACUCGCAGCUGGGCGGGACGGUGGACAUUGAGAGCGCGCCCCGCGCGGUGGUGGACAACACGUUCGACCUGCACCACAUGAUGUACGUGCACGCCUCCAGCUUCGGCGGCGGCGAGCUCAUCCGCACGUGGAAGCCGGACCCGCUCACCAUCUGCUUCGAGUACGGCAUGAACCAGCGGAGCAACCCGUUCAGCAAGUUCUUCGGCGACGGCCGCGUGCUGGUCACCAUGCAGCGGUCGCCCCCUUACAGCGCCAUGGUCACCGUGGGCGACCCCAGCGGGGCUGUCGUGCUCAAGACGCUGACGCACGUCGUGCCCAUCUCCUCCACCAAGUCCAAGCUCGUAUGGCAGCUGCUGCGCAACUUCGGGCGGCCGUCGUUCAUGGACUUCUUCUUCCGGCAAGCGGUAAAGCAGAUUCUGGCGGAGGACAAGGCCGUGCUGGAGGGCGUCAACCUGCACGGUGUGCGUAAGGGCAUGGACCUCGGCAUCUAGAGCGGGCACAAAACGGGGCGCACGCAAAUUGCUGGGGGCUGUCAGCAUAUUGGAAAGGUGUAAGACCGACGAGAGGUUUGACGAACGUCCAUUUGGUCGCAGCUCGCGUGAGGUUCGCAUAUACAUGUACUGUGUUUGAUAAACGGACGACUGACAUGUAGACAUAUGUAGGAUUAGUUGCUCGCGCGCUGCAAAGAUUCGUGUAUUCAAAUACUGAUGUUGUAGAUAGCAUUUCGUGCGUGACGAUUUUGUGUGAAGAAGCAGCGUUUGCUGUUACGUGUGCAUAGAAACAGUUGAAGCUGACUGCGUGGCAUGUGUAGAGUUUGCGAUUGGAUAUGGUAGACGAAAGAUAGUACUAACAAAGGUACGUAGAUUAGUCUUACAAGGGUAGUGCAUAGACAUACCUGACUCGUACUUGACCUGUCAAAGGAAUGUAGAUAAUUCACUCGUGUAAAGAUUGUAGCUUCGACUUUACGAACUAAUCUGCUAUAUUUUUAUAGCGAAUUGCAAUACCACGGUUUGAUCUUCU
Molecule: messenger RNA, 3398 nt
Organism: Klebsormidium nitens
Lineage: Eukaryota; Viridiplantae; Streptophyta; Klebsormidiophyceae; Klebsormidiales; Klebsormidiaceae
Source: the annotation of a GenBank genome assembly